AUGUCGUGGGAAGAAUACUGCCCUUUCGAGGGCGUUCGCGAUCUUCUCAUCGCAUGUCUUCUCGUCUGCAUGGUCGCAUCGACUGUUGCCGACCAGCCAAUCAACAGUGACUUUGAGAUUACUUUCACAGCCUACCGUCUCCGCCAAUUCACACUCACCGGUGUGUCAUAUGGCUCCAGAUCUGCCCGCUUUGCCUAUGAUGUUGUUCCAUUAAAAGAUUCGGUAGUCAGACGAUGCUUGGUGGUCAGAUGGAGCGAUCUUCAAGAGCAGAACCUUCAAGAAGUUGUUGGAGGUAAUGCUGGAGCGGUUUUGAUCAUCUUACCGAAGGGCUUGAAGCCUCCAACUGAAAGAGUAAGUCGUUUACAGAAUUAUUUCGAAAUUUAGGCCCGAACCAUACCAUUGUUUUCUUGGAUUGAUCAAAAAAUUAUAUAAAUAUUUUAGUCUGGCAACAAGCUGACUCUGGAGGAAGAACUGGCUCGGUUCUCGACUGAUCAAGCCGUUUACUUCGCCGAAACGACUCCGGAGCUCGAGGUUUUGGUCAGUAGUGCUAAGACAACUAAAGCCCCUACCGCGUUCCAGCAAAUGCUCAAUCUUUUUGUGGAAAAUGCUUUCCAAGUCUCUACUACGAGUGCUGGAGUCCCUGUGCCGGUGGUCAAGCCUCAUUUCAACAUUAUUGUAAGGAUUUCUCUGGUUUGGAGCUGAUACAAUAUAUUUUGGUGAUGUUAAAAUUAGGUGGAUCGUGUAUAACAGUGAUUUUUUUCAGGGUAAACUGACUGCUCCCGAAAGAAAUGCCCCAAGUGUUGUCAUCGUCGCUCAUUAUGACAGUCGUUCAGUUGUUCCAGUAAGUAAAGUUUUAUUAUUCAGUUUUACGUUCAGGGCCUUUCAACUGGUUAUGACUCAAAUGGAUCCGGGGCUUUGGCUCUAAUCGCCUUGAUGCAAAAGCUUUCCCAGUACUACAAAAUGGAGAAUAUGAGACCAAAAUUGAACACAAUCUUUGCUCUAACUGCGUUGGGAAGCUAUAACUAUCAAGGAAGUCGAAGACUGUCCGAUGAACUCGUCGAAAAUCAAGGUAAAUUUUAUUUUUUUUUGGCCAAUCUUUUGUCAUGGAUAAUAUAAUUUUGGUCAAGUUUAUACGUUUUACUUGCAGAAAAGGGUGAAAGAACACUUCUGGUGAUCUCAUUGGAGUCUCUACUUGGCGGAGACAAGUUAUACGCCCAUAUUUCGAAGAAUCUUCAGGAGAAAACGGCCCCGUUCAACUUUUUGAACCGAAUGAAAUAUUUCACAACGAAAUCGAAAGAAAGAAUUGUGAAGUUGAAUGGUCAGAUCAACAUUGAUGAAUACAAUUGGGAGCAUGAGGUCUACUUCAAGAACCGACUUUCUGCAUUGACUUUGAGCCACUUUGACAGCGCCCGAAAUCCAGCGAGGUAAAAAAUUGCUAUUUAAAAUAUAACCUUUUCAUAAUUUUUUGUGAAAAAUUUUGUUUCAGAACCUCGAUUGUGUCAGAUGUGGACCUUAGCAACGAACAAGAGCAGUACGAAAAGUUCAAUGAGAGAGUUCGGCUGAUCGCGGAAACCUUGAUCAGCUAUGUGUUCAAUAUUGAUCUGAAUUGGUGCACUGAGUCCCUGAAAGAGGCUGAUGAAUGUCAUAUCCUCCCCAAAUUUGACGCUCUUUCCGAUGAGAAUCAUUUGAAACAGCUCUUCCAACAGCCCAGACCGGCUCAUUCACUCCCACCCAACCUAGUGCAAGAUCUUUUGAAGCUGGUCAAAAACACUGCUCAGACCGGGAAACUUCAACAAUUCCAGCCGUCAGACCUCCAAAUCUACGAUAAUAUCCAGGACGAACUGGUUGCUCAAGUUGUGAAACCAGCAUUGUUCGAACUUGUACUUGCUGUAGCUAUUGGUGCGUAUGCUUUCCUGAUCUACCAGUUGGCUCAAAACUCACAGGAGAUCCUCCAAUCUGCUGUCAAAGUCUUCUCAAAACCAAAAACUCAAUAA
Bursaphelenchus xylophilus (pine wood nematode) is the source of this 1994-nucleotide messenger RNA. NCBI's taxonomy places the organism in Eukaryota, Metazoa, Nematoda, Chromadorea, Rhabditida, Aphelenchoididae. The record is from the annotation of a GenBank genome assembly.